AUGCGCGCGCUCAUUGAGGAUUACGAUGUCGCGCCGAUGCCCGAUGCAUCGGCUCGCGGGGUCGACGUGACGGCGUCGUGGAUCACGCCCAAGCAUCUGAGCGCCGCGCACCGGGACGCCCUGGUGCGCGCCGUGUCCAACGUGCUGGCCACGGACGUGGCGGAAUUCACGUACGCUGAGAUAAUCGACGGGCUGCCGACGGCUGAGUCCUUCACCGAGUUUCGGUCGUUUUAUCCCGCGGAAGGCGAGCACCCCGCGUGUCACCACCAUCGACUUUGCGAGGGCGCGUUGGAGGCGGCUCGCGAGGCGCGCGCAAGGUUCGACCCUCUCACGCUGCGGUUUGACCCUCAGGCGUUCCAGGAUCAGCACGAGGGCUCGCGAUCAUUCUCCCUCCGGCUCGUCGAACUGGUCGCCGUGUCUCUCCAUCAGAUUGCCGUUCGGCUUUACGAAACCACCGAGAGUCCCCAUCGCGCCGAGUACCAAUCGUGGUGGGAAUCGUGGAGGGAGAGGCACAAGGACGCCGUGGGCAUCGGCCAGGUUUACGCCAUUUCCUUCCCGCCCGUUCCGUUCUUCCACUGUAGUUACCAUCGGCCCUUUGACCAAUUCCCACGAGGCAAGGCCGAUAUCGUCGGCUACUGGGCCGAGGCGAAGAUCCUAGGGGGCGUGGCUCUGUUCAACCGUGGGCCCUCGGAGCUCGAGUGCAACGAGCUUUUGAUACAUGGAAACUUGAGGAUGGGGCCCCAUACAAUCUACCCGCCCACGGCCGAACAAUGGGAUGCCCUCGUCGCCUUCCUGAGCUGGGAUGCGACGGCAGCCCCGAUGCACAACAACGACGCGCCGCCACCAUGCCCUCUCCCGCUGCACGCCACGCGCGACAACCUCCCCCGCUACACGCCCUACUUUGCCAUGAAGUACCAGCACAUAUUCCGCGACCGCUUCGCGUUCCGCCUGCCCACGCGGUACGAGCCUCCCACCGGCCGUUGCGUCCAAGGUCCGACCGACGUGAGCUAUCCCGAGUGCGAGGACUGGGUUUGGAUCAUCCUUAGCAUGGGACAGCAGGCGGGAGGAGAGGCCAUCGACGAGGAAGAAAUGGAGCGGAGGAAGAAUGUGCUCCGCGCGUGUCAGCCGGGUAAUCCGUAUUCGUAUGCGCCGUGGCCCGAGGAGAUUCUCGAGGGUGAGGGAAUGAACCGGGACGGGUCGGGGGCGGUUAAUCAGAGUUAUACUUGGUGA
Molecule: messenger RNA, 1230 nt
Organism: Purpureocillium lilacinum
Lineage: Eukaryota; Fungi; Ascomycota; Sordariomycetes; Hypocreales; Ophiocordycipitaceae
Source: RefSeq, a predicted model, not a curated record